This is a messenger RNA of Macrobrachium nipponense, 1954 nucleotides long. RefSeq lists its product as uncharacterized. The transcript is spliced from 5 exons. The record is from RefSeq and is a predicted model, not a curated record. NCBI's taxonomy places the organism in Eukaryota, Metazoa, Arthropoda, Malacostraca, Decapoda, Palaemonidae. The coding region runs from base 145 to 1062 and encodes 305 amino acids.
GCUCCCAGCUUCACACGGGUGUUGUGUUGAUGUCCCGUAAGGAGGUGGACUAGGGCCUCCGUUUAUUUUUAACCUGACGAAAAAUAUUCGAGUGCAAAAGUGAAACGACUGACCGGGAAGGUGCUUAAUUAACAUUAUUCAACCAUGUUCAAGAUUUUGAUAAUCGCCUGCUGCACGUGGGCGUUAGCGGCCUCUCAAGGUCAGUUCGACUACGUCUACGAUUACGAUGCCCCCGUGGAUGCUCCCGCCCCACAGCCUAUAGCCAGAGGACCUCCACCAGCGGCAUUCCAGCCCCAAGGAAGGCCUCCGGCUCCUCCCCGAUCUAGACCACAGGGCAACCGACCACCACCACCAGUCCAGCAGGCUUCUCGUUUUGACCAACUGGACAGCGUGACAGAGCACGUGCCCAUUGUUAAGGAUUCAAGGAGAAUCGACACCAAGACAGGAGCCUUCGUGUACGAAUAUGCCGGCGCUGACGGAUCGGAGAAGCACGAGAUCCGCUACUCCAACGGCACAGUCACUGGGAACUACACCUUCAUCAAUGACCUCGGCGAGAGAGAGACGCGCUUCUACACCGCCGGCGUCCAAGACCCGUCGGCCAUCGACGAGACCACUGACCCAAACUACGUAGACCUCGGAAACUAUGAUCUUUACAAACACCUGGAACAGCCGUACAUCCACACCGAUGGCACAGCAGGUUUCCAGACCCAGAGGGCUGCUCCCAGACCAGGACCUCCUCAACAGGGAGGUGGUAGACCAAGAGCUCAAGGUGGUCCAAGGUCUUCAGCUCCAAGGCCCGUUGCAGCUAGACCUCCUCCUCCACCACCACCACCCCCAGCUCCAGUUCCUCUGGACUUCAAUGAUGACACUGCCCUGUUCCAACAAAGCGCAGCUGGUGCUGCUCCAGUGUUCGACUACGAGGAUUUCGCAGCGGCUGCACCACCCCCACCCCCACCCCCACCACGACCAGUAGCACAGCCUAUCCCAGUGGCUCCAAGAGGUCGCCAGGCGGAAGACCCAGGGCGCAGGCACCACCAAGAGGCGGACAACCUCAGAGCCUAGAUUUCUCUGGGCAAUCAGCAGACUCCAUUUUAGAUUCUCUCAUCAGUCGGUUUAAUUGAGAAUGAUGAUAGCAGAGAUAGGAGGAAGCGAAAUUAACUUGGAAUUAAGUGAUUUAGGCUAUAGAACUUUUAUGAAGUUUUUAUAACCACAGUAAAUUACCAACAUUCCUUGUUUAUCUGCUUUUCUGCGUAUCUAGUUUUGUUGAACAGAGGUGAUUUCAUCUAAAUGAAAUUAAUAAUUACUCGAUAAUUACAAAUAUAUAUAUAUAUAUAUAUAUAUAUAUAUAUAUAUAUUAUAUAUAUAUAUAUAUAAACAGGAUGCCCAAAAAGCCCAGUACCAUAUAACAUAGAGUAAUACAGUUUUUUGUUUAAGUUUUUCCUUUUGGGAUACAUCAAGGAUCGUGUCCACCAGAAUCCUGUUUAUGAUCUUGCCACACUUCGCAGACGCAUCGUUAAAGUUGUCCAAACAGUUGACAUUGAUAUGCUGCAGCUCCUAUGGAGGGAGAUGGAAUAUCGUCUCGACAUUGUGAGGGCAACUGGAGGUGCACAUGUGGAAUGUAUUGCAUGAAGUGCUCUGAAAGUAAACUUGAGGAAAUGCAGAACAUUCUACUAAUACCUGUAUUGACACUGGGACCUUAUGGACACCCUGUAUAUAUAUAUAUAUAUAUAUAUAUAUAUAUAUAUAUAUAUAUAUAUAUAUAUAUAUAUAUAUGUGUGUGUGUGUGUGUGUGUGUGUGUGUGUGUGUGUCUGUGUGUGUGUGUGUGCGUGUGUGUACGAACGUUAUCUCUGUCUAACAAAAUUGUAUUUCAUAAAUAGUCUGUUACGUUGAUAUGUUGUUAUAGGUGUAAAGAAUUUCUCCCCAAAAGCCAACAAUAAAAGGUGUCAAAAGCAA